Messenger RNA from Zonotrichia leucophrys gambelii, 1460 nucleotides. It is a transcript of the gene BIN3, whose product is annotated as bridging integrator 3. Lineage: Eukaryota; Metazoa; Chordata; Aves; Passeriformes; Passerellidae. The transcript has 9 exons. Gene Ontology annotation, cellular component: cytoplasm; actin cortical patch. Bases 69 to 830 code for a protein of 253 amino acids. Gene Ontology annotation, molecular function: lipid binding; protein binding. Gene Ontology annotation, biological process: actin cortical patch localization; plasma membrane tubulation; endocytosis. The record is from RefSeq and is a predicted model, not a curated record.
GCGCUGGCGGAAGGGGCGGGGCUAAAACCGGCGGCACUUCCGGGAGCGGCGCGGGGCGGAGGUGGAACAUGAGCUGGAUCCCGUUCAAGAUCGGGCAGCCCAAGAAACAGAUUGUACCCAAGACAGUGGAGAGAGACUUUGAGAGGGAAUAUGGGAAGCUGCAGCAAUUGGAAGAUCAGACCAAAAAACUUCAGAAGGAUAUGAAGAAAAGCACAGAUGCAGAUUUGGCCAUGUCCAAAUCUGCAGUGAAGAUCUCCUCAGACCUGCUGUCCAACCCCCUGUGUGAGCAGGAGCCCUCGUUCCUCGAGAUGGUCACGGCCUUCGACACGGCCAUGAAGAGGAUGGACGCCUUCAACCAGGAGAAGGUGAAUCAGAUCCAAAAGACAGUCAUAGAGCCUUUGAAAAAGUUCAGCAGCGUUUUCCCGAGCCUGAACAUGGCAGUGAAGCGCCGGGAGCAGACGCUGCAGGACUACAAACGCCUUCAAUCCAAGGUGGAAAAAUAUGAGGAAAAGGAGAGAACUGGCCCUGUCCUGGCCAAGCUGCACCAGGCCCGCGAGGAGCUGCGCCCGGUCAAGGAGGACUUUGAAGCCAAGAACAAGCAGCUCCUGGAGGAGAUGCCCAAGUUCUACAGCAGCCGCAUCGAUUACUUCAAACCCAGCUUCGAGUCGCUGGUCCGGGCACAGGUUGUCUACUACACGGAGAUGCACAAGAUUUUUGGGGACCUGACGGCGCAGAUCGACCGGCCCGGGCUGAGCGACGAGCAGCGCGAGCGCGAGAACGACGCCAAGCUCAGCGAGCUGCGCGCCCUCUCCAUCGUGGCUGAUGACUGAGGCCAGGCUGGGCACGGGGAGGGAGUAGGGAUGGGGAUCCCCCCGUUUUCAGCCCAGCUGCCCCUCCCAGGGAUGGACUUGUGGGGCUGGAGCUGCUCCCGUCACCCCACGGCUCUGCGUCGUCUUUGUCAGUGCACGAAUGAGUUUUGCCUUAAAGGUUGGGGUGUGGAGGAGCAGGAAGGGGAGCGAUACUAAAGAUGGGGAGUGGGAUGGGGGGGGCUGGAUUUUGCCAGGUUCCAGCCUCCCUUGGCACCCCCAGAGCCCAGAGGGUGAGACCCCCCACUCCUUCCCCUCAUUUUGUGCCUUAGUAGCCCAGUGGGACUCUCAGGGGAGGGUAAAAUCACUCAAAUGCCAUUUUUUGAGGUACAGGGAGAGGGGGAUGCUUCUCAUGGUGAGCAUCCAUCCCUCUUUUCCCAGGCUCCAAAGAGCCUGUGCCCCAGAGCUGGGGGUGCAGGGUGGGGACAGGGGACCCCAGACACCAGAGCAGGGACGGGUGGGGACAUCCCUAAGGGAGACAACCCAGCCAGGAGCAAACCUAUGGAAAACUGAGGGGCUUCAGCCCCUCCUCAGUGUGUGGGAAGGGCCGCAGGGACUCCAUAGCGUGUCCCCAAUAAAGUUUUCGGCAGCGUG